Molecule: messenger RNA, 435 nt
Organism: Botrytis fragariae
Lineage: Eukaryota; Fungi; Ascomycota; Leotiomycetes; Helotiales; Sclerotiniaceae
Product: putative small nuclear ribonucleoprotein
Exons: 5
Coding region: 1-435 (144 amino acids)
Biological process (GO): spliceosomal snRNP assembly; mRNA splicing, via spliceosome
Cellular component (GO): catalytic step 2 spliceosome; U1 snRNP
Molecular function (GO): RNA binding
Source: RefSeq, a predicted model, not a curated record
AUGAAUGUUAUGAAUAGUUUGGUUAUUAAGUCACCUGGUCUGAUUUCACGACGCCAGCCUAGCCAACGAGUAGCAACCAACAGCAACCUCACUUCCGACGCGACCAUCUCAAAUCCGCGUCCCUCCACCACCCAUUCAUUUCAAUCUCCAGCUCACAUCAUGAGUUUCGUACCAAUUAACCCCCGUCCGUUCCUUCAAAACCUCGUCAACGAAGAAGUAAUCAUUCGUCUAAAAUGGGGCGGUCAAACCGAAUAUAAAGGCAAGCUUGUCAGUAUCGACAGUUACAUGAAUAUUCAAUUAUCCGGCGCCGAGGAAUGGAUUGAUUCGGAAAUGACGAGUACUUUGGGUCAGGUCUUGAUUAGAUGCAAUAAUGUCCUUUACAUAUCAGCCGCACAAAUCAAGAAGGAAGAAGAUGAUACGAAGAUGGAGGGAUGA